This is a messenger RNA of Hibiscus syriacus, 1137 nucleotides long. RefSeq lists its product as uncharacterized. Gene Ontology annotation, cellular component: cytoplasm. The transcript is spliced from 6 exons. The record is from RefSeq and is a predicted model, not a curated record. NCBI's taxonomy places the organism in Eukaryota, Viridiplantae, Streptophyta, Magnoliopsida, Malvales, Malvaceae. Gene Ontology annotation, molecular function: isomerase activity. Gene Ontology annotation, biological process: biosynthetic process. The coding region runs from base 117 to 1010 and encodes 297 amino acids.
GCUAGUGGCCAGAGAGGAAUACAUACCUACCCAUCUUCUUCAUAAAAACUGAUUGGUUGAUUCUACUCUUUCAACUCCAACAACGUUAAAAUCUGUUAAAAAUCUGUCUGAACGACAUGGCCAAAACACCCAUCAAAUACUAUGUGGUUGACGCGUUCACCGACUCGGCCUUCAAGGGAAACCCAGCAGCGGUUUGUUUGUUGGAGGAAGAGAGAGAUGAUGAAUGGCUGCAAGCCGUUGCUGCUGAGUUUAAUGCCUCCCAGACUGCUUACUUGACUCGGAUCACCAACUCAGCCUCUCCAAACCCCAGGUUUCGUCUUAGAUGGUUCACCCCAGUAGCUGAGGUUAGGCUAUGUGGUCAUGCAACCUUAGCAUCUGCUCACACACUCUUCUCAACUGGUUUAGUAAAUUCAGACAUAAUCGAAUUCGAUACACUAUCUGGAAUCCUAACUGCUAAAAGGGUUCCAGAUGCUAAUCCGAUCAAUGUCUCCAAGAUUCAGAACGGGGAAAUUAAUCACGGCUUUCUGGUUGAGCUGAAUUUUCCUAUGGUUCCUGUCACCCACUUCAACUCUGCCGAGAUUUCAGUUAUUUCAAAAGCCGUGAAUGGUGCCCCUCUGAUUGAAAUCAAGAGAACGACUACCGCGGAUGAUAUCUUUGUUGUGCUCCCAUCUGGAAAAUCUGUCAUUGAAAUGGAGCCACGGUUCGACGACAUCUUGAAAUGCCCUGGACGAGGCCUAAUUGUUUCAGGGGUUGCUCCUCCAGAUUCUGAAUUCGAUUUUAUUAGUCGGUUCUUCUGUCCUAAAUUAAGUAUAUAUGAGGAUCCAGUUUGCGGGAGUGCACACUGUGCCUUGGCACCCUAUUGGAGCCAAAAGCUGGGAAAGUUUGAUUUGGUUGCACAUGCGGCAUCACCUAGAGGUGGAAUAGUUAAGAUCCAUGUAGACGAGCAAAAUCACAGAGUGCUUCUGCGAGGAAAAGCUGUUACUGUGAUGGAAGGGUCUAUUUUGGUCUAAGAUUUGGAGUUUAAACUCUGUCCUGGAUGUAUGCAUGGUGAAUUGCAGAUUAUGAUUGUUUUUGGGAGCAAACAAUGCCCUGCAGUUUUAAUUUUUGACUUUUUAGUCAUGGUUUAAUGGGGUUUCU